Messenger RNA from Ooceraea biroi (clonal raider ant), 744 nucleotides. Its product is annotated as vegetative cell wall protein gp1-like. The record is from RefSeq and is a predicted model, not a curated record. Lineage: Eukaryota; Metazoa; Arthropoda; Insecta; Hymenoptera; Formicidae.
AUGCCGCCACUACGCUCUCGCAUGCAACAGCGGUUUACUGCGGUAUAUAAGACCGCGCGGCAAAGCCCAAUCAUCGCACCCAGCUUUCUCGAGCCCCGAGAUGCUGGGCGUAGGAGAUCCGACGCUAGUACGGAACGCAAACCUACACGACCUAGACAGCCGAUAGUACAUCGCAGGCUAUCAUCCACGGCAGUAGAAGUUCCCACUCCUGACCGUUUUCCUGAAGCUCCGGCCAUCGCGGCCAUCUCAGUACCUGCGCAGCCAGCGACAUCGAAGGUACGACGAGCCUUGACACCAAGAGCACCACCAGCAACACCACGAGUGGCUCAGCUCAUUUCGCCAAGGGCACUCAAGAGAAGAAGAGCACCGGCCCGAGUGACAAUCCGAUCGUCGGCAGCAAGCCACCAGCCCGCUGCCGCUGUCAAACCGUCACCACCAUCAUCGCCGGUCCCCGGUUUACAGCCGGUCUUCACCGCUGUUUCCGCAGCCGCGCCACCGACGCCGACGUCGCCAGUUCCCGGCUCCCAGCCGGUCUUCUCUCUCUCGGACGAAGAGGAGCCACCUCCCAGGAGAGCGCCUGAUCCAGGACUAACAUUCUUCCCGGAUCAGGAACGUGGUAACACCACCGCGCCGCAAGGUGCCACUAAACUUCCACAAACACCAGCGCCGCCAUCGGCGCAGCCUCCUAUAAAGAGAGGCAGCACGACAGCGAGCGACGGCAGUCAGCAGCAGCCGUGCUCCUGA